AUGAAGGUCAAGAUGUUAUCUCGUAAUUUGGAGGAUGCUUUGAGGGAAACUAAAAAAGACAUUCAUAAAGUUCCCAGGAAUUACAAACAAUCUUUGCAUCCUUUUGAAGUUACACGAGAAUAUACCAGAGUUCUCAAUGCCGUCAAAUUGGAAAGGGUUUUUGCUAAACCUUUUUUAGGUUCCUUUGACGAACACAGAGAUGGCAUCAGCUGCCUCUCCAAACACCCACAACAUCUUUCAACUGCAUAUUCUGGUAGCUGUGAUGGUGAAAUUAGAAUCUGGAAUAUUGGUGAAAGAAAAUGUUUGAAAUCUCUGACAGCUCACGUGGGUUUUGUGAGAGGAAUCUGCUUCAAUACAAAAUCAGAAACUAUGUUAUCGUGUGGGGACGAUAAAGUCAUUAAGCAAUGGUCGCUGGCAGAUCUUUUUGAAAAUCAAGCAGAUGAUCCUGCAGUCACUAUCAUCGGCAAGACAUUAUACACUGGCAUGGAUCACCACAGAAAGCAGGACGUGUUCUCAACAUGUGGACAACAAAUAGACGUCUGGGAUGAGGAGAAAGUUGAACCAGUACGAACGUACAAGGACAACAACACUUCCGUUUCCAUUAAAUUCAACCAAUCAGAAACAAACUACCUACUUUCAACGUUGACGGACAGAAGUGUGGCACUGUUUGACAUCAGGCACCCGUUUGUCAUAAGGAAGGUUGUCAUGAAGAUGAACAGCAAUGCAGCCGUAUGGAAUCCGUUGAAACCUUUGUUUUUCACCGCAGCCAAUGAAGAUUACAACUUGUACACAUUUGAUAUGAGGAAAAUGAACGUGCCUGUGGUCAUUCACAAAGAUCACAUCUCUGCAGUGAUGGAUUUGGAUUUUUCACCGACCGGUGAAGAGUUUGUAUCAGGCAGUUACGACAAAACCAUCAGAAUCUUUCCGUCGAAGGGGGGACACAGCAGAGAUGUCUACCACACGAAGAGAAUGCAGAGGGUUUCCUGCGUCAAGUGGUCACUGGACAGUCGCUUCAUUUAUUCUGCCUCUGAUGAUAUGGUCAUCAGGGUUUGGAAAGCUAAUGCUUCAGAAAAGCUCGGAGUGCUAAAGCCGAGGGAAAAAGAAGCUUUUUGUUAUUCGCAAGCUCUAAAGAACAAGUUUGCCCAACAUCCACAAGUUAAAAGGAUAGCGAGACAUCGGCACGUACCUCGCCACGUGUACACAGCAGCUCAGGAACACAGAAUCAUUCACGAUUCACUGAAGAGAAAGGAGACCAACAAAAGACUACACAGCAAACCAGGAACAGUUCCUUUUAUAUCAGAAAAGAACAAAAAAAUUGUUUCAGAAAUACAGUAA
Molecule: messenger RNA, 1335 nt
Organism: Helobdella robusta
Lineage: Eukaryota; Metazoa; Annelida; Clitellata; Rhynchobdellida; Glossiphoniidae
Exons: 12
Coding region: 1-1335 (444 amino acids)
Biological process (GO): maturation of SSU-rRNA from tricistronic rRNA transcript (SSU-rRNA, 5.8S rRNA, LSU-rRNA)
Cellular component (GO): nucleolus; small-subunit processome
Molecular function (GO): protein binding
Source: RefSeq, a predicted model, not a curated record